AUGACGAGCUACAGGGACCGCCCGAGGACGGGCUUCAUGGGCUUUUGCAACGGGUGGGCGGGGGAGGACGACUUUGAGCACGUCCCGCAGGCCAUCCACAUGUGCUCGCAGCUCCAGAUAUGCACAAGGCAGGACUUCUACGUCAAUGGCUACAAGUUGGAGAGCCGGAAGAUCAACUGGAUCUCGAACAACGGCAACUCAACCCCACCGACCGCGAGCUCAACGACGGGAUACCCUGCCGGAUGGACCCCAUGCGACCUGGAGGUGCUCAAGGCCAACUGCGACCUGAACCCCUCCUACACCGUCAACCUGCAGAGCCUGUGCAACUACUACAGGUUCGAUUACGCGAGGAGGAGCGUAGACACCAUCGCCACCCUGGUGAACGACGUGCUCUUCACCUACUUCAAGAGGGGCUGUAGCACCUGGGAGGACUACCAGAGAAGGGCGACCUGCGCGCUCAACCAUGCACAACACGGUGGACGUUACGGGAACGGGAGGAACGCGGAUUACAGGCCCAAGACCAUGCAGGACUUCCUCCUCAGCGCCGACGCCCUCUUUCCCGAGAGCAGCUCGCAGAUCAGCCUCAGCGCCGCGGAUCUCGGCGUGGCCAUCUACGACAACCUCUCAAAGGUGUGGGACGAGCAGACGGUGAGCUCGGUGAGGUACGCCGGCACUGUCGAUGUCCCGAACCUCUCCGUCCUGCAGAAAGAGGCGAUAUGGGCAGACCCCGGCUCCCGCCCCACGGGCACCAGCAGGAGGUGCAACACCACGAAUUGCAUUGGGAGCAAUGGGGAGGUCACGGUGUGCCUGGGAGGAACCUGUAACGUGAGGAUGGCCGACGUGCUCGUACACGCCAUCUCCGUCAUCCUCAGCAACAAGACGGAGGUGUUCUGCGCAUCCGACUAUGCCGCAGGAACUUCAUGGAACUGCCUCCCUUACUCCAACGGCGAGACGCUCAAGCAGUGCCUCUCCCACCACGAGAGGCCCUCGGCCUACGUCGUGAGCCAUGGGGAAUCCAUCCUCACCCGCCUCACCGCGGAGCAGGUGCUCUCCCCCUUCACCGCCCACUGGGCAGACUGCGAGAGGCCAGAGAGGGGGCCUGCGACAACUUCUCCCGCCUCGUGA
Guillardia theta CCMP2712 is the source of this 1125-nucleotide messenger RNA. RefSeq lists its product as hypothetical. The transcript is spliced from 4 exons. NCBI's taxonomy places the organism in Eukaryota, Cryptophyceae, Pyrenomonadales, Geminigeraceae. Bases 1 to 1125 code for a protein of 374 amino acids. The record is from RefSeq and is a predicted model, not a curated record.